Microplitis mediator is the source of this 5957-nucleotide messenger RNA. RefSeq lists its product as uncharacterized. Gene Ontology annotation, cellular component: cytoplasm. Gene Ontology annotation, biological process: positive regulation of protein phosphorylation; fibroblast growth factor receptor signaling pathway; cell differentiation. Bases 2301 to 4871 code for a protein of 856 amino acids. Lineage: Eukaryota; Metazoa; Arthropoda; Insecta; Hymenoptera; Braconidae. The transcript has 3 exons. Gene Ontology annotation, molecular function: growth factor activity; fibroblast growth factor receptor binding. The record is from RefSeq and is a predicted model, not a curated record.
CCACAGAUUGACUGCAUAUGCGGAAACACCCGAGGAGCUGGUGAAUAAAAAACGUGGUGAAAAAAAAUAGCAUCACAGUUAUGUAUAAUACUCGGAUAAAAGAACUAGAACAUACACAUGAGCUCAUAAUAUAAAGAAACUUGUUCUGAAAACACUUUGACAGACAACCUUUCGGAGACGUAAAAAAAGUAAAAAGCUGGUUGAAAGGAUCACCUAAACAAGGCGCAUUGUUAUUAGUGAUCGAUGUUACUGUCACACGAGAUGGAAUCUCAAAAGAUUUAAUCUACUCGUAACAAAAAUUUAUACAAAACGCUCUAAAAUAAUAAUAACAAUAAUAAUAACCCUCGGCAAGAUUAAGACCAAAAAUCCAAAAAAUAAACCGCGUAACGUCAACCAACAAUGCAAGAAGCAACUUUCACCAUUAAAACUUGUAUAACUAGUUCACAAGGGUUAUGGUUAAAAUCAGUAGUUAUGAGAAACGCAAGGAUAUUAGUCGGAUACUGGUUGCAAAUAAUAAGGACGGUGGUGGCGUGGAUACUGGUGCUGUUGAUGCUCCCGGUGGCGUUGGCACACGGUCGAUCUUGAGUCUUGAGAGUGCCGACGAGUGUGGUUACUCUUCUCUAUACACUGGUUACACUUAUACCCAUACUUAUGUACUUCUUGUAUGCUUGUUUCAUCCAACGUCUGCUCUAACGUCGUCUUUAUCGCUGUCGUUGUACUUAUACCUCAUAUAUAUGUAUAUAUUUAUAUAUAUAUACAUAUAUAUACGAGUGUAUUAGUGUACUUGUGAUCUGUCUGUGCGCCUGACUAUGUGGCCCGACACGAGAGUGAACCGACCAAGUGGCCGAGCCAAGCCGAAGAAGACAACCGCGGCACUCGUUCAGUAGUUUCUCGGACGGCGCACCGGCAUCAUCCGACCUCCAAUAACAUACCAGAGAUAACCCUCUGGACUUAAUAAUUAUUCAUUAAUACAUCCAUAAAUAAAUACAUAAUUACAUGUAUUAGUAAAUACACUUGUUAGUACGACAGAAAAUAAAUAAAUAUAUGUGUGUGUUUCCCACCCUUAUCACAUGGAAUUUUUUAAAUCAAUCAGCUACACGUGACUCCGACUUAUGGCAUUUAUCAUCACACAAAAUUCAAAAUUACGCUGUCGCAAAAUUUGUUUAUUUUUUUACUUAUUUUUUUUGGACUAAUUUCGAGCGAGUCGAUGAUAAAUUUUUCACAAAUGAGCCGUAUUAGUUCAAAUGGAUUGGAGCCGGACAGUGAAUUAUGUAAAUUUAAUUUUGUAAUUGGAUGUGCUUGUAAUAAAACAGUGACGUGUGUGUCGAGGUAAUCAUGAUGACUUUAUACCGGGACAAUGUGGUACACAUUACUUGAAUUGAGUAAAAAAAUAUAAAUUGGAGUAAAUUAUUUUAGUGAAAGUUUAAAUAAUAAUAUUAAUUAAUAAAUGAAUUUGUUAAGUAGGCCCGACCGCGAUAAUAAUCGGGUGGAUUUUAACUAAGGUGGUAAAAAGAUAUACAAGACCCGUUAAGGCGAUCCGUCAGAGUGGGAUUGAUAGACCGAGAAAACGACCGCGAAAUAAAACGGCGAGGAAAGAAGAAGAAGGAGAAGAGGAAGAAGCUCGCGGAGUUUCUUCUUAUUCAGUAUAUCUCUAUAGAGGAAAUAAGAGCAAGAAUUGAAAUAAGAAUAAGAAUAAGGAAGAAAGUAAAGAAUAGUACCCAGCGGGAAGAAAUAGUUUUAAUAAAAGGUAGACCACGAGACACAAUAGCUCCAGCAGAGCAUGAAUUCGUUUAAUCGCGAGCUUAAGAAUUCUGAUGAUGGUGAUAACGGUGAGGUGUCUUCAUUAUGCUUUUACCAGCGACAGCUCAAUCAUUUUUUCACUUACAAAAUAAUAAAGUGAGCGACAUAUUUUCCUCGUUUUGGAUUUUGUUCGGGCAAUCGUCGUCUAUUACCUGUCGCCUAGUGUGUUAUUAUUCCCGGGUAAUUUUAUUUGUUAUUUUAUAAAUGUAUCAUGACGGUACAAAAUAAAAAAUACUGUGAGGCUAGGUGGAUUGCCAGCCGACAGCACGGCUGUCUGAUGGAAGAAGCGAGAAUAAUCGACUUGGUAAUCGUCGGCGGUAAUUAUUAUUUGUAGCAAAUAAUAAUAGAGAUAAAAUUUAUAAAAAUUUUUAAGCAGCAGAGAUAAUAUAAAAAUAAUAAAUAUAUCUAUAUAUAUAUAUAUAUAAGUUAUAGCUGCUGUAAUAGUAAUAAAGAUAAUAAGGAAGAAGGAGAUUGCAAUAAAGAGUUUAGAUGAGAGCGUCAUGCUCGGUGAGAUCGACACGGGCGAUCCAAAAGUGGUGAAGUCUCAUACCGAUAGUUCACGACCCAUCUCCAGUUCUACUCAAGCUUUUUAUCACCGAGGAGACUCCGAUAUUUAUAGGAAUAAUAUUAACAAUAGUUGUAACAAUGAAUUUUUAUUUAGUGGACCCUCCGGCCGAGGGAGAGACCAUUGCAGCCGUAAGUUGUGUGAGAAAAAACUUUUUGCCGACAAUACUUCAAUGGAUUACUAUUUCAUUGACAACGAUAACGAGUCGAUAAAUAGUGCAGAGUCGAGAGUUAACUGUGAGACGCAUUUAUCUAAUAAUUACUCCGAUAAUGGUGAUAAGGAUGUUAAAAAGUCAGUGUUAAAUAGUAGUAGGGUUAGUAAUAGUUUAGCUGAGUCUCCGGUCGAGUCUAGUCAGCGCUUCCGCAAAUUGGGAGAUUCCAAAGGAAGAGGCAGUAUUGACAGUGAAAAGCAAAGUAGAGUGGAGAAUGAAUGGUUCGUGAGUUACAAAAGUGACGAGUGCGACGAGCAAAACAAUAUUGAUAUUAAUAAUUUUAGUUUUGAUAAUAAUAAUAUUGAUAGUAGUAACAAUAGUACUAGUACUAGUAAUAGUAACAGUAACGAUAACGAUAACGAUAAUGGUAGCAGUAGCUUUCGGAGCAGCGGUAGGAGCGGCAAAAGUUACAAAUUGAAAGACAAGUGCGACCGGAGAAUUCCAUGCAGACGAUUUUAUCUCCAAUUUGGGUUUUUAUUAUUUUUGAUUGCAUUUGGUGGACAGACGGGUGUCGGAGCGGGUAUCGGGAUUGGUGUACCUAGAUCAAGUGUACUUGGGAUUAUUACCGUGGGUACGAUGUUCGGUGUGAGCGGCGUUAAAGCUGCGCCAGUUGACUUGGGUGAUGCUGGCAUCAGAGCUGAGCGCUCUGCUAAUUUAUCUCAUCUCACUGGUACCUCGAGAAAAAUACUUAUGUUUAUUAAAAAUAAAUAUCUGCAAAUUUUACCCGAUGGCACCGUUAAUGGGACUGAGAAUUUUACUGCUGAUUACAAUAUAUUCCAAAGGAUUUCCGUAUCAAGUGGUCAACUGAAGAUCCAAGGAGUCGCGACAUGUCUGUACCUCUGCAUGGAUUCCUGCGGUCUUCUUUACGGAUCUCGCGAGUACACCGAAGACUGUGUAUUUAACGAGACAUUGGAGGCACAUAACUACAAUACCUAUAGCUCAAUAAGGUGGUCGACGCCCCGGAAAACACUUUACGUCGGGUUAAAUCGUCACGGACAGCCACGAAGAGUUCAGGCACGUGGUCAUAAUUUAGGCAGACUGUCAAGUUACGCACGAGUUAUGACUGUCGUGGUAUCGCCGGAUCGGGUGGAAAAUCUACAAGCGAGAAUGAUGGGUGUCCAGCACAAAGUCAGACACCACCAUGUAACUCAUCAUCAAACUCAACACCACCAUCAUCAGCAGCAGCAUCACCAAAAUCUACAGCAGUCCGUCUGCCCGAGUCUUCCCAGCCAGGAAAAAGACGGCCGCGACAGGUUCCGCUGCAGGAAACGGAGAAAACGGAAAAAACGCAAGCGGAGAUGCGAGAAAAAUGAUAAAGUUGAUUCAAACUGUGAAGCAAACAUAAAUAUUAAAGAGGAUAGACCUUGUCCGGAUACGGAAGACAAUAUUAAUGGGAGCGAUGACAGUUCGGGUAAAAGAUCAUCAUGCAAUUAUUCAACCUCCGCUGAUGAAUUAUCCAGGCGACCGUUAUUAAAUACGAGCCUCGUGAUAAAAAGAAAGUCACGGAUAGAUGUAAUUAAUAAUAAAAAUGAGGAUAGGAAUAAUAAUAAUAAUAAUAGUAAUCAUAAUAACCACACGAGUAAAAAGAAGGAAGGGAAAAAUAAUAAGAAACUUAUGAGAAAAGUCGGCUUUGUCGACGGUACGGGCACAACUGCGGCUACGGACGUCCAGCACCAGCAGGAACAGCCGCAUCAGGAGGAGCAGCAGCUCAAGGGACUGGUUUUUAAAGAGAAUUCAAGCUCAGUAAAAAAGAAAUUUCCUGGAAGAUCGAUUAGAACAACUGUGCCAGCUCCAUCGCCGGGAAAUUCCAACGCGACAUUGGCUUCUUGGUUCACCGGGGCGACAUCGACGACUCAGUCAUCUUGGGAGAUUUUUAUGAAGCGAACAUCAUCAUCACCAUCACCGACCAGUCGCGCGAUAAAGUUAAUUGACAAUCCAAAGAAAAUACCCGGGGACAAAGACGCUCAAGCUUCGGAUUCAGAUGUCAAGGGAAAUGCCACGGAAACUUCGAAUGCAGAUGAUACUAGUCUAUCGGCCUUGGAAACAGAGAACCUUCUGACCGAUGGCUCCAGCGAGAGUGAGGACGACACUCUCGAGGAAGACAGUGCCUAUGCCGGGGACUACGGGGUCCUGAUGACGACUAUGGACACCACGCCGCCAGAGAGGACCGAAGACUACGCCAAGACGACGACCCAAUCUAUUCUUGAGUCUAUUGAAGCCAGCCGACCGCUAAUUGAUUAUUUAAAUCGCUCUGUCAUCGAUUCCUCCUUCCCCUUUAGAAGACUCGCUAUGUGAAAACUCUUGUCGUGUAAUAAGACUUUAUUAUAUAAAGUGUACAUAUUAAUUAUUAACAAUUAAUAAUUAAUAUUGAUAUUACUAUUAUUAGCAACAAUAAUAAAUAUAUGUAAUUUAUAUUAAAAAAAUGUCCCAAAUAUUUUGCACGGUUUAUUACUAAUCAAAAUAACAACGAGUAUCCGGGAUAAAAGACAACGAAUGUACUCGCGUUAAGAGAAUAAUAGAGACUUAAUAAUUGAUUAAUUAACUAAUUUUUUUAGAUAAAUAAUUAAGUGCAACAGUAUGAUGAUCAUUAUGGCAAGAGGCUGACGUUAAUCUCCUUGCGAAUCUCGGAUUCCUCCGAUAAAACUACGACGUAGUGAUUUAUUUAUUAAAAAAAUAUAAAUGAUAAUUAAAAAAAAAAGAAACAUUUAUUUAUUUACAUCCUAAUUAAUGUGUGUCGGUAUGUGUUGUGUGCAUGAAUAAAAUCACAUGUGUCUUUAGGUGUGUAAUUUAAAAUAAUUAUUUAAAUUUUAUUAUUUUUAAAUGCAAUGAUUAUUAUUUAUAACGAUUAUAUAAAUAUUCCUAUCCCCAUUGUGACUACGUUAUUCAUAUAUAUAUUUAUAUAUAACAUUGCAAUUUUUUUUUUAAAUAUUAUUUAAAAAGUCAAUAAUGUAUGUGUAAAUAGAGUUAACACUUAAUUGAAAAUGUGAUUAAAAAUAUUCUCAUGGAUCUAAAUGAUUUUUAUAUGUAUGCGUAUAAAUAUAUAUAUAUAUAUCGCCAGAUCCCACUGCCAUUUAAUUGCAACAAUGUAUUUAAUCUCAUAGACUGACGACUAAAAAUAUAUAUAUUAACGUUAAAGGAGUAUUUAAUAAUAAAUAUCAAAAUUGCAAUGGGGACGUAGGAAACCGUCGAGAAUUUGUAAUGAAUUUAAAUUUAAAACAAUAAAUGUAAAUAAUGUCAUGUAGAGUCAACAUGUGACUUAAAAAAAAUUACAACUAUUUUUUAGUAUUAAUUAUAAAUAUUACUAUAAUUUAGAUGCCAUUCUUGUGAUAUUUCAUCGAAAUUCAUGAGUCAAUAAUGGAAUUAAAAUUUAAAUUAAAUAUU